Messenger RNA from Haemonchus placei, 1218 nucleotides. NCBI's taxonomy places the organism in Eukaryota, Metazoa, Nematoda, Chromadorea, Rhabditida, Trichostrongylidae. The record is from the annotation of a GenBank genome assembly.
AUGAAUUUAGAUCAACUAGCGAUAGAAAUUGCUAGCGACGGAACGACAACUGGCGAAGCAGAUUCUGAAAUACCCGACGAUCAUACUCGUACCAUUGUUCUAAAGAAAAAAGGAGCUAGUGGACUAGGAUUGUCCAUCAAGGGAGGUUCAGAGAAUGCCCAAAAAAUGCCCAUCGUUAUAUCGAAGAUAUUUCCGGGAAUGCCAGGUGAGUCCGCAAUGAAGGCACAGUCCGAUUUGGGUAUUUACAAUGGGAGAGAGAGAUCAUUGGGAGCUGAAGGCAAGGACGAGAAGUGGAAAACAGUAACAGUCAUUCCUCUACCAAUGGCAUACCUCACUCGAUAUCUUUGGGGAACAGACAACAUCAGAACGAACUCUUUCGAAGUACGGGCAGUUGACGGAUCAUCCACUGGCAUCAUACACUGCGAAGAUGGCCGGGCUCUCGAGCAAUGGAUUGGGCACAUAAACAAUCAUAUCCAGUCCCUCAACCAAAAAAGUAUCAAAAUGAGCAACAAGUAUUUACAUCAAAGCGAACAGAUUUCCUACAUAGGAUGGGUAAACGAGUACAUGAGUGAGGGUAUAUCAGAGGAUCCUAAGCAAAAAUGGAAACCACGGUUCCUGAUUCUCAAAGGUGGCGAUGUCUGCAUGUUUGAUAGUCCACCGUUGAGUUCUGAAGAUCUGAACAAGUGCCUCUAUCUCUAUAAAUGCUACGACGUUGCUAUCAAGCAGGUCCCUAACGACACUCGUCGCUUAGACAAGCGUGAGAAUUGUUUCUAUUUGGAAUCUUGCACAUCAGAUGGUUUGAGACAUUAUCUGUCUUACGAGACACCACACAUGCUUGAGAUAUUCGUCAACGCCUACUACAAGAGCGUUUAUACGGCUGUCAUCGCAAUGCAGAGUCGAACAUUUGCGUGUAGUUUCGAAGGACGUCCAAGUGGGCUAGUGCUCGAUAUAAAGCAAGGAAUAAGUCUAUAUGACAUCCCUACAAAGAGUUAUGUAUGGCACUACCGCUUCCGGGAUCUUCAUUCUUCAUCAGAUGACGGAAAAGUGCAUGUACAAUUUAUGUUUAAAGAUGAGCGAUCGCUCAACCCUGGAAAAUUGGAAUCGAAGGAUAUCGAGUGCGAUGAAGUGUUAGCUGUCGCUUUCAAUGUACAUUCCUUUCUGAUCACGAAAAUUGUCGCCUCUGAUCCAGACUUCUUAAAACAGAAUCCACUUUUAUGA